Molecule: messenger RNA, 1363 nt
Organism: Chinchilla lanigera (long-tailed chinchilla)
Lineage: Eukaryota; Metazoa; Chordata; Mammalia; Rodentia; Chinchillidae
Gene: Adm
Product: adrenomedullin
Exons: 4
Coding region: 177-722 (181 amino acids)
Biological process (GO): regulation of systemic arterial blood pressure; positive regulation of heart rate; adrenomedullin receptor signaling pathway
Cellular component (GO): extracellular region
Molecular function (GO): hormone activity; adrenomedullin receptor binding
Source: RefSeq, a predicted model, not a curated record
CGCUGAGUGGUUUCUUGGUGACACUAGGCAGAGCAACGCCAGCCUUAACACUUCUGUCUUCUCGCCGCAGGCAGUCUUGGGCUUUCGGGUUUCGCCACUGCCAGAAGGACGUCUCGGACUUUCUCCGCCAAGUUCUCGGCCGAUCCCCCUUUCAGCAGGGUCUGUGCAUCGCCAGAAUGAAGCUGGUUUCGGUCGCCCUGGUGUUCCUGGGCUCUCUGGCCUUCCUGGGCGCGGACGCCGCGCGGCUCGACGGGGCGUCUGAGACCCUGAAGAAAUGGAAUAAAUGGGCUGUCAGUCGUGGGAAGAGAGAACUGCCAGUGUCCAGCAGAAACCCUACUGAGCUCGCAGACGCGAAGGCCCGGGUGGCGCAGAAGGACCUUGGGCCACAGGGCUUGAAGAGAGCCUCUCCCAGUCCCCCGGCCAGCGGUCCGAAGGCCGGCCUCGUCCGAGUCAAGCGCUACAGACAGGGCCACCGAAGCUUUGGCUGCCGCUUCGGGACAUGCACGGUGCAGAAGCUGGCGCACCAGAUCUACCAACUCACAGACAAGGACAAGGACGGCGUCGCUCCCCGAAGCAAGAUCAGCCCCCAGGGCUACGGCCGCCGGCGUCGUUCCCUGGCGGAAGCCGGACAGGACCGGACUCUGGUGUCCUCAGAGCCACAGGCACGCGCGGCCCCUGGCUCCAAGGUGCACCGAGUGCUGGCCACCCUCCGGAGGAUGUAGGCCCCUGGGCAUUGGCCGGGGACCAGCCUGAGACUGUCAGUCCUGCAGAGACGACGAGUCGAGGACACGCCGUCUGGCCAGAGCCCUGGCUUUGCAGGACAACCCUCCCUUUCAGGGUAAUGGUUUCCUUGCUCUGAUCAGGGCCUGGGCCCCUCCUCCCUGGGGACGGGGAUGGGGCGCAGGACCCUCGGGGCGGGGGUCUGAGCCACUGCCUUGCCCACCCACGAACCAGUUUCUCACGGGGUGUCACCCCACCGGGGCGCAAGCCUCAAUAUUAUUACUUGAACUUUCCAAAACCUAGAGAGGAAAAGUGCAAUGCGUGUUGUACGUACAUACAGAGGUAACUAUCAAUAUUUAAGUUUCAUGCUGUCAAGAUUAUUUUGUAACUUCAAAUAUAUAGAGAUAUUUUUGUACGUUAUAUAUUGCAUUAAGGGCAUUUUAGAGCAAUUAUAUCCCUCUCCUAUUUUAAGACGUGAAUGUUUCAGCGAGGUGUAAUAUUGUUGUUUGGGUUCGUGGAGUGCGUGAGUGUGUGUGUACGUGUGUGUGCACAAAAUAAAAAGUGCAUCUGAUUACCGCCUGUGGAAGGGAACAUUGUGUCUGUAUAAUCUAUUUACAUAAAGUGAGUGAUAUAGAACAGCAAA